AUUUCCCUUUUCUUUCCCUUUUUUUUUUUUUCUUUUUCCUCUUCUUUUCUAGUUGGGGUUUAGAACCCAUAUUGGGAUUGGGGUGAAGAAGAUAAGAGAAAAUGUUGAGAACAACACUCCCAGUUGCACCGUCUUCUUCUUCGACGUGUUGUCUUUCAGUUUGCAAACCUUCAAUGCGGUCGUCGUCUCCCAACUUCUCUUCUGUUCUCAUCAAUGGCGACGAUACCAGUGAUUCCAACAGUAACAAUCCUUCUCGAAGACUCACUCUCUUUCAACUUGGCACCGAUUCGGCUUUAAACGAUCUUAACGAAGAUAUUCGCGGCGAAGAAAGAGGCGCGGCGCCGAGACUCGAGCAGACGGAUCGUUGAUGAAAGCAUGAUCGUUCUUUGGAAGAGGAUUCAUGAGAUGAAGAUGAUUGAGAGGAACUACGAGCUGCUUGCGGACUGGAUGGAUUGGGAGAAACGUGUCUAUACAAGCUACGAUUCGAUGAUUUGUGAGAUCAUGGGAGUGUUGUAGUCGCAGUUGAUGAACACUCGCCCUAGUGUCACGUUG
This is a messenger RNA of Rubroshorea leprosula, 552 nucleotides long. Lineage: Eukaryota; Viridiplantae; Streptophyta; Magnoliopsida; Malvales; Dipterocarpaceae. The record is from the annotation of a GenBank genome assembly.